UGCAUGGCAGAGCCCAAUUGCGCGCCAGGACCACGACCUCCUUCACAGGGGCCACUCCACUCCCCACCCCAUCACCCUGGUAUAAAGCCCUGUGGUGUGGCCACUGCAGGGCUGGGGGCAGGAGGAGGAGGAGGAGGGAGCAGCCAUGGAGGGCAGCAUGAAGCAGGUGGUGCUUGAAGAGCCGCUGGACCCGGAGAAGGGCUGCUGCGGCACCGGGUGCUGCUCCAACGGGUGCUGCAAGCCGGGCUGCUGCUGUUGGCCCUGCGCCGUGUGCUGCACCAAGUGUGCGCGGUGCUGCAUGCCCCGGUGCUGCCGCUGUCCCGGCUGCCCCAGCUGCGGCGGCUGCAUCAAGCGGUCGCUGUGCUUCGUCCCCCGCCUGCUCUGUUACCUGCCCCGCAAGCUCCUGAGCUGCCACCGCCUCAAGUGCCUCCUCCUGGUGGUGCUGGUGGUGGUGCUGGUGGUGGUCAUCAUCGCCGGAGCCUUGCUGAUGUGGCUGCGCGCGGACCAGCGCCACGCUGAUGCUGUCCUAAGGAUGGGGCUCUGGAGAGAACCAGCCUGGGAGGAGGAUGCAGCCACGUUCUAUGUGGAUGGUGGGGAUGGAAACCCGGCCACGGUCAUCUAUGACUACAGGAAUCUGCUGGUGAGCUACAGAUCCCAGCUCCACGGUGCCUGCUACAUCGCCCACAUGGACAAGGACAACAUCCCUGGGCUGGACACCAUGGCUGAGGCCUUCCAGCGCUGGCAGGAUGAGAAGAGACUUGCCAUGCCCCUAGCUGACCGCUCCAUCCUGGGCACCACCACCAGCAUCCUCUGCAGCAUUGUCCCCAUCUACUGGGCUUAACCUUGCUGGGUGGGUGCAAAGGGUCCCAAUGCCUGCAGGGGACCAUCCAUCCAUCCAUCCCUCCCUCUAUCCCUCCCUCCAUCCAUCCCUCCCUCCAUCCCUUCUGCCAUCCAUCCAUCCAUCCAUCCAUCCAUCCAUCCAUCCAUCCAUCCAUCCAUCCAUCCAUCCAUCCCUCCAUCCCUCCCUCCCUCCCUCCCUCCCUCCCUCCCUCCCUCCCUCCCUCCAUCCUUCCAUUCAUCCCCAUCAUUCCCAGCACCUCCACAGCUGCACCCCUCACCACACCCUGAUUUUGGGGGCUGAGCAGGAGGUUUUGGGGGGCAUGGGGUGGGUUUGGACGGUGCAGG
Messenger RNA from Pezoporus flaviventris, 1185 nucleotides. Its product is annotated as pulmonary surfactant-associated protein C-like. Gene Ontology annotation, cellular component: extracellular region; alveolar lamellar body. NCBI's taxonomy places the organism in Eukaryota, Metazoa, Chordata, Aves, Psittaciformes, Psittacidae. Gene Ontology annotation, biological process: respiratory gaseous exchange by respiratory system. The transcript is spliced from 5 exons. The coding region runs from base 146 to 841 and encodes 231 amino acids. The record is from RefSeq and is a predicted model, not a curated record.